AUUAAGCGUUGACGUUGUAUAGGUUAGGAUGUGUUUUUAUUCUAAAAGAUUUAAUUUUAUUAUAAUAAGCGAGUAAUUUUAAUUUGACCUGUAUUAAUUAAUAUUAUUUAUUAAUUAUAAAAUGUCUGUGUGUGUUACGGAGUUAUACAAAUCCGGCUUAUAAGUGUAAACAGAAAUUUUCAUUUUGAUGUCGGCUAUCGACAAACUGCUAUUAUUUUGCCUAUAAUUUGUCAUCAUGAGUUCUCGAGGGCUUUCGAAAAAGGAGUUAGAGGAGCUGAAAAAGAAAGAAGAGGAAGAGGCGGCCGCUCAUGUAUUCAAGGAGUUUGUGGAAACAUUUCAAGAGGUGCCCAGCACCACAAGUAAGGUCUGGGUGAAAGCAGGCACAUAUGAUGCGGGGGCAAGAAAGGAAGACACCUCUGAGAGAGGCAAGCUUUACAAGCCAGUAUCUCGCUUGGAUGAAAAAAGGAGUAUACCAGACAUUGACCCAGUCCGGACUCUAGUACAAAGGCCUGAGCCUCCAGGCAGGCCUCAUGCUAAGAAGAAAGGACAGGACAAGAAGAAAAGCAACCUAGAGUUAUUUAAAGAGGAAUUGAGACAGAUACAAGAAGAAAGAUCGGAGCGACACAAGUAUAAGAAUGUGUUGCGUGAGCGCGGUGUUGUGGGGGUGGAGCCCUCACUCGACAUUAUACCAGAUGUGGGGUCAUAUGACACUGGGGACCCCAACACUACCAACUUAUACCUUGGCAAUCUCAACCCUAAGAUUACAGAGCAGCAAUUAAUGGAGAUCUUUGGUCGGUACGGUCCCCUAGCCAGUAUUAAGAUCAUGUGGCCACGGUCUGAUGAGGAGAAGGCUCGAGGUCGGAACUGCGGGUUCGUGGCAUUCAUGUCGCGCAAGGAUGGCGAGCGAGCGCUAAGGUGUAUUAAUGGAAAAGAAAUAAUGAACUACGAGAUGAAGUUAGGUUGGGGUAAGGCGGUGGUGAUCCCCCCCGUACCCAUCUACAUCCCGCCCGCCCUGCAGCAGCCCACCAAGCCGCCGCCGCCCUCUGGACUGCCCUUCAACGCACAACCACCCAAACAUCUCUUCAAUAAGAUACCUAGAGUGAGGCAGGGAGAGUAUUACCCAAGCGAUCCAGAUGAUAAGAAAGCUUAUGAACAGAUAUUGUCUCAGUCAAUAGUCAAAGUAGUUGUUCCUACAGAGAGAAACAUACUCAUGUUAAUACAUCGUAUGGUGGAGUUCGUGAUCCGCGAAGGUCCGAUGUUUGAAGCCAUUAUAAUGAACAAAGAGAUAAACAACCCUUUCUUCCGGUUCCUGUUCGAGAACCAGUCGCCUGCGCACAUCUACUACAGGUGGAAGCUGUUCUCUAUGCUUCAGGGAGACUCGCCCAAACAAUGGUCGCUCGAAGACUUUAGGAUGUUUAAAGGAGGGUCUGUGUGGCGGCCGCCAGUGAUGAAUCUCUACACGGCGGGAAUGCCCGACGAGCUCGUCGAGGAAGAUGAGGCUAAGGAGAAUAUACGGGGGACGCUAUCUAACAACCAGCGCGACCGUCUGGAGGAGUUGAUCCGCGGGCUGUCCCCGUCCCGCAGCAGCGUGGGCGCGGCCAUGGCGUGGUGCCUGGAGCACGCGGAGGCGGCGCGCGACGUGGCGCGCGUGCUGGGGGAGGCGCUGGCCGGGCCCCGCACGGCCCCCGCGCGCCGCGUCGCCAGGCUCUAUCUGCUCUCCGACGUACUGCACAACGCCGGCGCCAAGCUCACCAACGCCAGCGCAUACCGCAGCGCGUUCCAACAACGUCUGCCAGAGAUAAUGCGCAACUGUCACCUGGCGUGGACACGGAUGACGUCACGCCUGCAGCAGGAAGGGUUCCGUGCUCGAGUGACGCGUAUACUGCAAGCCUGGGCCGACUGGGCGGUGUACCCUACAGACUUCUUACUGCAUAUUAAUGAUAUCUUCCUCGGACAGGAUAAGGAAACAGACACAGUACCAGGCAUGAGCAACGAACAGGAGGAGGGCGGAGCGUCGGAAGAGGGUGCAUCCCCCGCGCGGUCCUCCGCGUCGGAGGAGUCGUGGGAGGCGGCGGGCGGCGGCGGGCCGCUGGACGGCGCCGCGCUGCGCCGCCUCGCCGCCGAGCGAGCCAACCUACUGCCCGCCCGCGGCCUCGCCCGCCCCGCCCCGCACUCCCUGCCCGCGCCCGGGCCCGACCUCACUGACGACAUCGAUGGAGUACCCGUGGACGAAGACAUAGACGGCGUUCCUUUAGAGUCGGACAACGGGCGCGCUCGAGCUGGCGGUACGUUCGUCCCCUCGCGGUGGGAGACUGUGGACACCGAGCCACAGGAGGACCCGAGUGCGAGGGACGCGAGGGACACAAGGGACUCUAGGGACACACACAGUGACGACGACACUCCCGCACCCAACACGCCCAUCUCACAGCAACAACAUGAUAGCGAGGAGCAGGCUCUAAAGCGCGAGACUCUCCGCGAGAUCGAGGUCCGGGUACUGAAGUACGCGGACGAGCUGGAGGCCGGCGUCCGGGGGCGCAGGCCUGGGCUUACUACCGCACAACAGAUACAGCACUACCGAAGGAAACUUAUCAAGAAGGCGUCGAGAGAGGCCAAAGAGGCAGUUGAGGAAGUGAGGGAGUCGCCGGAACCAAGGCGAAGGUCACCCGUCGAAGAGGACACUUACUCCACAAAAUCCCAACAUGCUUUGCCUGACUCGGGGCUCACACCCAAGACCUCAAGAUCCGCAGCCACGCUCGCUUCGGAGAGGUGAUUUUUGAUAUACAUAAACUGUAUAAACAAUAUUUAGGUGUCUUUAAGGACUUAUGUCACUUGAAACUGCAUACAAUACUAGUUCCAAAUACAUUAUAAAUAGAGUAGGUUUUCCUUUGAUACCAUUGCGUUAUUUUUAUUUUUAUUCCUCCCUUGUUGCGGGUGUCAAAAAUUUGAACCCUGCCAACUGCAAACUUUCUUAUGUAGAGGCCUAUAGUCCAACCUAUACACCUGUCUCAUUUACAAUGCAAACGGAAAUUGGAAGAUAAGAGCGAACAAGCUAACAUACUUCAAUAAAAAAUCAUCCUAUUUUUACGUUGUAUAUAAUGUCUGAACGAAUGCACAAAAUACGCCGUAAUAUUUGUUGUAUAUAUUGAGAAAUCGUAUAAAAGAACUC
Molecule: messenger RNA, 3166 nt
Organism: Spodoptera exigua (beet armyworm)
Lineage: Eukaryota; Metazoa; Arthropoda; Insecta; Lepidoptera; Noctuidae
Source: the annotation of a GenBank genome assembly